AUGGACAACUUGAGAAGACAAGUCCAGCAGCUCCAAGAACGUUUACAACAUUUUGAAGCCUCUGAACAUGAUGCCUCGCAUCAUGACUCGGAGAAUGAAGUUUCCAGCGACGAUGGAGAGGGUGUUAAUCCUUUUCACCCAGCUCGUAGUCACACCUCAAGUGACAGCACUCCACCUCAUCCUCGAAACCUAAGACUUCAUGGUGUCCGACGCCAUUAUGAUGUCAAGGUGGACAUUCCAGAAUUUGAAGGAAGAAUGCAGCCCGAUGAAUUCAUUGAUUGGCUUAAUACCAUUGAGCGAAUCUUUGAUUACAAAGAUGUUCCAGAACACCACAAGGUGAAGCUUGUUGCCAUCAAGUUGAGAAAGCAUGCUUCUAUUUGGUGGGAGCACCUUAAGAAACAACAGGAACGUGAAAGGAAAAGCCGCAUUGUGACGUGGGCUAAGAUGAAGAAGGCUCUCAAGAAGAAGUAUUUGCCAGAUCAUUAUCGACCAGAUGCUUUUCUUAAGUUCCACAACUUUCGGCAGAACGAACUUUCUGUGGAGGAGUACACAGCGGAAUUUGAUCAUUCUAUGAUGCGCUGUGAUAUUGUAGAACCGGAGGAGCAAAUGGUAGCCCGUUACCUUGGAGGUUUACGUUCCGAAAUCAGUAAUGUUGUUCAGUUACAGCCUUAUUGGACUUACAAUGAUGUUUGUAAGCUAGCACUCAAGGUGGAGAGACAAUUGAAGGAAGGGCGCAGGAGUACCUAUCGACCUUUCAAUCAAGGAGGAAUCACCAACCGGGGGAGUAGUUCUACUGCCAAGACCACUCCAUAUCCCAAGAAUGCAGCUGCCAAACCAGCCAAGAGUGAAGCCAAACAACCAGCCAAGAAUGAAGCUCAUGCAGGUUCAAAUCGCUCCAAUAAUUCUAACUCAGGUAGAAAAUGCUUUAAAUGUCAUGGCUUUGGACAUAUUGCUUCUGAUUGUCCAAAUCGCAAGAUAAUCUCACUUGUUGAGGAAGACUUGGAAGAUGAUGGGGAUGAACUAGUUGAUGAAGAGUCUGAGGAAGACUUGACAUAUGCAGAUCAAGGAGAGUCUCUUGUAAUUCGCAGGAUCUUGAAAUCCACCUACGCAGAAGAAGAUUGGCUCCGGAACAACAUUUUCCACACCAAGUGCACCUCUAGUGGCAAGGUGUGCAAUGUCAUCAUUGAUGGGGGAAGUUGUGAGAAUGUGGUGUCUACAACCAUGGUGGAGAAGCUCAACCUGAAAACAGAACCUCAUUCCCAUCCUUACAAGCUUCAAUGGCUUAAAAAGGGCAAUGAUAUCCAGGUAACAAAGAAAUGCUUAGUUCAAUUCUCUAUUGGGAAGAAUUACAAAGAUGAAGUUUUGUGUGUUGUUGUUCCUAUGGAUGCAUGUCAUAUAUUGCUUGGUAGACCAUGGCAGUUUGAUAGAAGAACUUUUCAUGAUGGUUUCAAAAACACUUAUUCUUUUGAAAAAGAUGGGACCAAAAUUACCUUAGCUCCGUUAAGAAUAUUGACUACACCUAAACCUUCUAAAGGGGAGGGUAAUAACCUACUUUCUAUAUGUGAAGUUGAGAGAGUUUUAACAGAAUGUGGGGAAGGGUAUGCUCUAGUGGUAGUUGAAAAGAAAGACCCAAUUGAAAUUCCUCUUAUCUUACAACCAGUUCUUGAGAAAUUUCCUGAUGUUAUUCCGAAAGAGCUUCCACCGGGUCUUCCACCCAUGAGAGACAUACAGCACCACAUUGACCUCGUUCCAGGUUCUGUUCUACCUAACAAGGCAGCCUAUCGAAUGAAUCCAAGAGAGCAUGAAGAGUUGCAGAGACAAGUUGAUGAAUUGAUCACCAAAGGCCUUGUGAGAGAAAGCAUGAGUCCUUGUGCUGUUCUAGCACUUCUAGUACCAAAGAAGGAUGGUUCUUGGCGUAUGUGCAUCGACAGUAGGGCCGUGAACAAGAUCACCAUCUGGUAUCGCUUUCCCAUUCCGCGGCUAGAUGAUCUCCUUGAUCAGCUUCAUGGAGCCACAAUCUUCUCCAACUUGGAUCUUCGUAGCGGAUACCACCAAAUUCGCAUAAGAGAUGGUGAUGAAUGGAAGACAGCUUUUAAAACUAGAGAUGGUCUUUAUGAAUGGAUGGUCAUGCCAUUUGGACUCUCUAAUGCUCCCAGUACAUUUAUGCGUCUCAUGAAUCAUGUUUUUAAACCAUUUAUGGGAAAAUUUGUUGUUGUUUACUUUGAUGAUAUCUUAGUUUACAGCAAAUCUUCAGAACAGCAUUUGGAGCACCUUCAACAAGUCUUUCAAACUCUACGAGAGUAG
Corylus avellana is the source of this 2304-nucleotide messenger RNA. Lineage: Eukaryota; Viridiplantae; Streptophyta; Magnoliopsida; Fagales; Betulaceae. The record is from RefSeq and is a predicted model, not a curated record.